AAGGAAAAUGCCGGCCCGGAAGCGGAACCCGCGGCCUCCUCGCCUCUUCCACUCAGCCCCGGGGGCGGUAUGGCGGCGGCGGGGCCGGUGGACUGUCACUGCCAUCUCGCUGCGCCCUGCUUCCAGACGGACGUGGCGGCCGUGGUGCGGGCGGCGGAACAGGCCCCGGUGUCGGCGCUGGUGGUGGUGUCGGAGCAGGCGGGGGAGUUCCGGAGCGUCGUGGCGCUGUCGGAGAGAUUCCCAGGGUUUGUUUUGCCGUGCCUGGGAGUUCACCCGGUUCAAGAGGUUUCGCCAGAGGAGCAGCGCAGUGUUACUUUGAAGGAUCUGGAUGCUGCAUUGCCACUUAUAGAACUCUACAAAGAUAAAUUGGUGGGGAUUGGCGAAGUUGGACUAGAUUUCACUCCCAGAUUUGCCAGCACGGAUGAACAGAAGGAAGGACAAAGACAGGUUUUGAUCAAGCAGAUUGAGUUAGCGAGAAGACUGGAUUUGCCUUUAAAUGUUCAUUCCCGCUCAGCUGGAAGACCAACCAUUAAUCUCUUAAAGGAACAAGGUGCUACAAAGGUGUUGCUCCAUGCGUUUGAUGGGAAGCCAUCUGUAGCGAUGGAAGGGGUGAAAGCUGGAUAUUUCUUCUCCAUUCCUCCUUCCAUUAUAAGGAGUGAACAGAAGCAGAAGCUUGUGAAGCUGUUACCUCUGGAAAGUAUGUGCUUGGAAACUGACUCUCCGGCUCUGGGGCCUGAAAAACAGGUGAGAAAUGAACCAAAAAAUAUUUACAUUGCUGCAGAAUAUAUUGCCAAAAUUAAAGGAAUUCCAGUUGAAGAAGUUAUAGAAGUGACUACACAGAAUGCACUGAAAGUAUUCCCCAAGCUUCGGAACUUCCUUCGGAUAUAGAUUCAGAAACUGAAAUAUGAUAUUGCAGAAACUAUUAUUUAUGAUGUAAUUAAGACCAAUGUGCAUCUUGUCUUAAA
Molecule: messenger RNA, 965 nt
Organism: Harpia harpyja (harpy eagle)
Lineage: Eukaryota; Metazoa; Chordata; Aves; Accipitriformes; Accipitridae
Gene: TATDN3
Product: TatD DNase domain containing 3
Exons: 10
Coding region: 70-888 (272 amino acids)
Molecular function (GO): hydrolase activity, acting on ester bonds
Source: RefSeq, a predicted model, not a curated record